Coregonus clupeaformis (lake whitefish) is the source of this 1846-nucleotide messenger RNA. Its product is annotated as insulin gene enhancer protein ISL-3. NCBI's taxonomy places the organism in Eukaryota, Metazoa, Chordata, Actinopteri, Salmoniformes, Salmonidae. Gene Ontology annotation, cellular component: nucleus. The transcript is spliced from 6 exons. Gene Ontology annotation, biological process: axonogenesis; neuron fate specification; positive regulation of transcription by RNA polymerase II. The record is from RefSeq and is a predicted model, not a curated record. Bases 120 to 1211 code for a protein of 363 amino acids. Gene Ontology annotation, molecular function: cis-regulatory region sequence-specific DNA binding; DNA-binding transcription factor activity, RNA polymerase II-specific.
CCGAACUGAAAUUAUCAGACAGCCAGGCACAGGCCACUCACCUCCCUCCCUCCUUCCUCCUCUUCUUCUCCUUCUUACUUAUUUUCUGCAUCUUAUCGCAAUCCCGUCAUCCUUCCUGUAUGGUGGAUAUUAUUUUCAACUCUUCUUUCUUGGGUGAUAUGGGGGAUCAUUCCAAAAAGAAGUCCGGAUUCGCCAUGUGUGUAGGCUGUGGAAGUCAGAUACAUGACCAGUACAUACUGAGAGUUUCCCCGGACCUGGAGUGGCAUGCAGCCUGCCUGAAGUGUGCAGAGUGCAGCCAGUACCUGGAUGAGACAUGCACUUGCUUCGUCCGGGAUGGAAAAACCUAUUGCAAAAGAGAUUAUGUAAGGUUAUUCGGAAUAAAAUGUGCAAAAUGCAACCUGGGAUUCAGCAGCAGUGAUUUGGUGAUGCGAGCCCGGGACAACGUGUACCACAUCGAGUGUUUCAGAUGUUCGGUGUGCAGCAGGCAGCUCCUGCCGGGGGAUGAGUUCUCUCUCCGGGACGAGGAGCUGCUGUGCCGGGCGGACCACAGCUUACUAAUGGAGCGGAGCUCCGCCGGAAGCCCCAUCAGCCCCGGACAUAUCCACUCCAACAGAUCACUACACUUAGCAGCAGAGCCGGUGACAGUACGGGCACCGCACCGAAACCACGUCCACAAGCAGUCAGAGAAGACAACACGAGUGCGAACGGUUUUGAACGAGAAGCAGCUCCACACGUUACGGACCUGCUACAACGCCAAUCCGCGGCCAGAUGCGCUAAUGAAGGAACAACUGGUGGAAAUGACCGGCCUCAGCCCAAGGGUUAUUCGAGUUUGGUUCCAGAAUAAAAGAUGCAAAGACAAAAAGAGAUCUAUUCUCAUGAAGCAACUUCAGCAGCAGCAACACAGUGAUAAGACUGUAAGCAUCUUCAGUCUACAGGGGCUCACAGGUACGCCUCUGGUUGCCAGAAGCCCUAUCAGGCACGACAACACGGUGCAGGGUAACUCGGUGGAGGUGCAGACAUACCAGCCGCCCUGGAAGGCCCUCAGCGAGUUCGCCCUGCAGAGUGAUCUGGACCAGCCGGCCUUUCAACAACUGGUGUCUUUUUCGGAAUCGGGUUCAUUGGGAAACUCCUCGGGCAGCGACGUGACUUCUCUGUCAUCGCACUUACCCGACACCCCGAACAGCAUGGUACCCAGUCCCGUGGAGACGUGAGACCGGGCCACCAGCCUCGGUCCCAGGCCUAGCAUGUUCCCGCCCGGUCCCUGGUCCCCUGCAUGUGACCAGCUCAUCACAGCGUCCUAAAGACGGAGGAGGAGUUUCGGACAUGGAGGAGAAAGUUACAUAUUCUCAAUUUUGAACAAUUACCUAACGGCACUAUAAAGCAACGCGAACGAAAGCCCUUCUUUUCAAGACUCAGUUCAGCAUUUUUGAGGAUAUCAGUGACCAAACAAAAACAGAACUUCGUUGCAUGAACCGAAAGAAGAUAGAAGAUUCUCGUGAUGGAUUUACAAAACAGCCUCCCUCCAUAUUGCGUUGGAGCCAUUUGAUGUCGAACCAGAUGGACAUUCUGCAAUUCAUUGUGAACAUAUCGUUUCUUGGUUUCUUUAUGUGAUUUUUGAUACAUGUAUUUCGUUAUCAAGUCCAUAGACUCGUGUGUUUGUCUUAAAAAGGAGCAUGAUUUCCGAAGAUUAUAUAAAACAGAUUCUUGUUGUUAAAUAUUUUAUCUUAAUAGGAAGAGGGCAGGUUGUUUGAUCCUCUCGAACAAAAGUAAGUUAUUGUUAUUUAUUGUCAGGACAACGAUCCAUAAAGGAAUUAAUAACUGAUCAAAAAUAAAACUGUUAAAUCUU